Theileria annulata is the source of this 453-nucleotide messenger RNA. RefSeq lists its product as uncharacterized. The transcript is spliced from 6 exons. NCBI's taxonomy places the organism in Eukaryota, Apicomplexa, Aconoidasida, Piroplasmida, Theileriidae. The record is from RefSeq and is a predicted model, not a curated record. Bases 1 to 453 code for a protein of 150 amino acids.
AUGGAUUUCCCCUCGAAUUCCUUUUCAUUAUCUCACCGAAACUUUUCUGAUUCCAACAAUUCUCAAGAAUACUUUAUCCGAAAUCAAAAUUUCAUUAGGAACAAUUUAUCUGACAGUUUUCUCUCCAGAAACAAGAGUCCAUUUAGUAUUCAUCACAAAACUUUUAACACAGACCCUGUCGAUUCUUUAAACUUUGGAAGGAUGGUUCCUACUAGAACUGAUGGUUUCCGUUCUAUGCAUGGCCUCAUAGAAAUGAAUAAUCUAAUGCAUGACUUCCUCAACAAAUCACUGAACAUGAAUGGCUGCCUAUCCAUGGAAGAGGAACUUUCCUUAAUCGAGAACAUAAAUAAUCAACAAAAAGCUCUGAUGAAUGUUUCAGAAAACCUGUCAUUCCUAGAACUACUGGAUGAAACAAAUAAUAGUUUCAAAGAAAAGAUGAAGAUUUAUAAAUAA